AUGUACUCGGCAUGGAGGGAAGAUCCUAGCAGCGUCCAUGUUUCGUGGCAGUCAUAUUUCAAGAACAUUGAGGGUGGUAAGCCCAGUAGUGAGGCAUUCAGUGCCCCUCCUACCAUUGUUCCCACUCCUUCAGGUGGUGUAGUUACAUUUGCAUCAUCUGGUGAGAGCAGUGGUGCUGGUAACGGUAUUAUUGAUCACUUGAAGAUCCAGCUUUUGGUGCGUGCUUAUCAAGUUCGUGGUCAUCAAAAGGCCAAGGUCGAUCCUCUGGGUAUCUCGUUUGGUGCCGACAGUAAAAAAAAUAAUGUUCCCAAGGAGUUGACUUUAGAACACUAUGGAUUCACUGAGAAGGAUUUAGAUAAGAAGAUCACUCUUGGACCCGGUAUUUUGCCUAGAUUUGCUGCUGAUGGUGAGUCGCAAAAGUCGCUCCGCCAAAUUAUUGAGAUUUGUGAGAAAAUCUACUGCGGCAGCUAUGGUGUAGAAUAUAUUCACAUUUCCGACCGUUUCAAGUGCGACUGGAUUAGAGAGAGAAUUGAAAUCCCCGUUCCAUAUAAGUAUUCGGUUGAUGAGAAGAGAAGAAUCCUCGAUCGUCUUAUCUGGGCCACUUUGUUUGAGUCAUUUUUGUCGUCCAAGUUCCCUAAUGACAAGAGAUUCGGCUUAGAGGGUGCUGAGACCAUGGUUCCUGGUAUGAAGUCUUUGAUUGAUAGAUCUGUUGAUAAGGGUAUUGAGGACGUUGUAAUUGGUAUGCCCCACAGAGGUCGUCUUAACAUGUUGAGUAACGUUGUUCGUAAGCCCAACGAGUCUAUUUUCAGUGAAUUUGCUGGAUCCGCUAGUUUUGACGAAGGUUCUGGUGAUGUCAAGUACCACUUGGGUAUGAACUAUAGACGUCCCACUCCUAGUGGUAAGAAGGUCAACCUUUCGUUGGUUGCCAAUCCUUCCCACUUGGAAGCUGAGGAUCCUGUUGUCCUUGGUCAAACCAGAGCCAUUCAACACUACAAGAAGGACGAGGGUACUUAUGAGAAGGCUAUGGGAGUCUUGUUGCAUGGAGAUGCUGCUUUCGCUGGUCAAGGUGUUGUUUACGAAACCAUUGGUUUCCACUCAUUACCUGCCUACUCCACUGGUGGUACUAUCCACAUCAUUAUCAACAAUCAAAUUGGUUUCACUACCGAUCCCAGAUUCUCGCGUUCUACCCCAUAUCCAUCUGAUAUUGCCAAGGGUAUUGAGGCUCCUAUUUUCCACGUCAAUGGUGAUGAUAUCGAGGCUGUUACAUUUAUCUUCAAUUUGGCUGCCGACUGGAGAGCCACUUUCAAGUCUGAUGUUAUCAUCGACAUUGUCUGUUACAGAAAGUACGGUCACAACGAGACCGAUCAACCUUCUUUCACUCAACCUUUGAUGUAUCAGAAGAUUGCCAAAAAGGACACUGCUUUGAACUACUAUGUUGAGAAGCUUCUUGCUGAGGGUUCGUUUACCAAGGAAGAUAUUGAGGAGCACAAGAAGUGGGUCUGGCAAUUGUUGGAGGAAUCGUUCAGCAAGUCCAAGGACUACACUCCUACCCAAAAGGAAUGGGUGUCUUCUGCUUGGGAAGGUUUCAAGACCCCCAAGGAGUUGGCUACUGAGAUCCUUCCUCAUUUGCCCACUGCUAUUGACGAGGCUACUGUCAAGGAGGUUGGAAAGAUUGUUUCUACCGUUCCUGAAGACUUCAACCUUCACCGUAACCUCAAGCGUAUUCUUAACACUCGUCUUAAGAGCAUUGAAGAGGGUAAGAACAUCGACUGGUCGACUGGUGAGGCUCUUGCCUUUGGUUCUCUUGUCAAGGAAGGAUACCAUGUCCGUUUGUCUGGUCAAGAUGUUGAGAGAGGUACCUUCUCUCAAAGACACGCUGUCUUGCAUGAUCAAGAGUCUGAGAAGACUUACGUCCCAAUCCAAACCGUCGGACCUGAUCCUGACAAGUUUGUCAUCUCCAACUCGUCAUUGUCUGAAUACGGUGUCAUGGGUUUCGAGUAUGGUUACUCAUUGACCAGUCCCGAUGCUCUUGUUAUUUGGGAGGCCCAAUUCGGUGAUUUCGCCAACACCGCCCAAGUCAUUACUGAUCAAUUUGUGGCUGCCGGUGAGUCCAAGUGGGCCCAGAGAACUGGUCUUGUUCUGUCUCUUCCUCACGGUUACGACGGUCAAGGACCUGAGCACUCGUCUGCAAGAAUUGAACGUUACCUCCAACUUGCCAAUGAAGACCCUAGAGUUUUCCCAUCUCCUGACAAGCUUGAACGUCAACACCAAGACUGUAACAUGCAGAUUGCCUACCCCUCUACUCCUGCCAACUUGUUCCACUUGUUGAGAAGACAAAUGCACAGAGCUUUCAGAAAGCCUCUUGUCUUGACAUUCUCUAAGUCGUUGUUGCGUCAUCCUUUGGCCCGUUCCUCCAUUGAGGACUUCACUGGUGACUCGCACUUCCAAUGGGUUAUUGAAGAUGCUGAACACGGUGUUUCUAUUAACUCCAAGGAGGAAACGAAACGUCUUGUUUUGUGUUCUGGUCAAGUCUUCACUGCUUUGCACAAGGCCCGUGAGACAAAUGGCAUCAAGGAUACUGCUUUCGUCAAGAUCGAGCAGUUCCAUCCUUUCCCAUUUGCUCAAAUUAAGGACGUCCUUGAUUCAUACCCUAACGUUGAGGACAUUGUCUGGUGUCAAGAAGAGCCUCUCAACGCCGGUGCCUGGAGUUUCGUCAGCCCUCGUUUUGCCACUACAUUUGCUGAGACAGAGCACCAUAAGAACGCUACCUUGAGAUAUGCUGGUAGACCCCCAUCUGCCAGUGUUGCUGCCGGUACCAAGAAGGCCCAUUUGGCUGAAGAAGAGGCCUUCAUCAAGGAUGCCUUGAACCUUUAA
Messenger RNA from Sugiyamaella lignohabitans, 2874 nucleotides. It is a transcript of the gene KGD1, whose product is annotated as alpha-ketoglutarate dehydrogenase KGD1. The transcript has a single exon. Lineage: Eukaryota; Fungi; Ascomycota; Dipodascomycetes; Dipodascales; Trichomonascaceae. The coding region runs from base 1 to 2874 and encodes 957 amino acids. Gene Ontology annotation, cellular component: mitochondrion; oxoglutarate dehydrogenase complex. Gene Ontology annotation, molecular function: thiamine pyrophosphate binding; oxoglutarate dehydrogenase (succinyl-transferring) activity. The record is from RefSeq and is a predicted model, not a curated record. Gene Ontology annotation, biological process: tricarboxylic acid cycle.